CAAGUUUAGUCGCAUGAAACAUUAAUUUCAUGGUCUCGGUCAUCAGUGCAAGUUCGAGCGUCGAGAUUUACGGUUCCGUUUGCACCGGGAAAGUUCAUCCGAAAACGUUCAGAGGAUGCAGCCGAUGAAAUCGUUCUAUCUGUUCUCGAAGCUGUUCGGGCUGUGCCCGUAUCCGCUCGAUACGACGGUACCGGUCAAUACGCGGGCCAGCUACGUGAAGCAGCUUCUACCGACCUAUACGGUGCUGCUGCUCUACUCGUCCUGCUUGGUGAGCAUCUUCUGGCAGAGUGGCAACACGUCCGACAUUUCCAAUGCCGCUAAUUGGAUACAGUUCAUACCCAACUCGUUCGCUUACAUCUUUUCGCUCGUGUUUGCCAUCCGGCAUCGCACGAUGGCCAACGAGAUCCUGACCACGUUCGCCAUCUGUGACGAUAAGCUGCGAACGCAGUUCGGUAUUUCCUUCACGAUGCCAAACAUCAAAAUGAGACGUGUGUCCAUCCUGGCAUGCAUUGUCACCAUGACCUGUGGCAGUACAAUCGCUGCGCUGACUUAUUUGAUCGGAGUUAAUUGGAACCGUAUAUGGACGUUGCUUUAUUGGAUCGCUUUCUGUAUGCCGAAGUUUGGAUUGCUUCUGUUCAGUUUCCAGUUCGCCGGCUGCAUCCUGUAUCUGUCGGAUCGUUCCAUGCUGCUGCUGAGGGGCAUGAAUAAUUUUCCGGUCGGAGUGGAAAAUCUGGCCCUACAACCGCAGGCCCACGGGCACGCCCAGUACAAAACGCUCAACAUGACGAUGGGUGGCAACCAUCUGCCGAGCAUGCACGAGGGUAAAUUGAACCGGCUGACCACGUUGGCCACCAUCAAGAUCCGUGCCAUCAGCCCGCUCGACUCGAUCCAGCAUAUACGCGAGGUGGUCGAAAUGCUGCAGGACCUGUCGGUCAAGAUAAACCAGUGUUUCGGCAAGCAGGCCAUCUUUUCGCUGCUGUCCGCGUUUACCUGCGUUACCGUGCAACUCUACUACAUGCUGAAUCACAUCAAGUCCGGCUUCACAGCGUCCCGGUCCGAGAUCUAUGCGCUCGCAUCCUGCAGCCUACUGUUUCUGCACGGUAUCGAAUUCUGGUCGCUCUUUACCAGCGGUGAAAACGUACGGCUCAAAUGGAAAAAGGUGAUCAAUUUCCUGUUCUUCAUGAAAUCCAAAUCGUCUGACGAUGACUUUCGGCAGAAGGUGGACGAUCUGAUUUCGUUUAUGGUGACAAAUCCACUCGAGUUUAACGCGUACGGUCUGUUUCCCAUCGAUCUGUCCGUGCUGACGGGGAUUGCUUCCUCCAUCACGACCUACCUGAUCGUUUUGAUACAGUUCAAAAUUUCCGAAGAACAGUCCAGCACCUAUGACGAUGAGUCGGAUGACAAAAGCCAAAUCCAGUACUCUGCACACUAAGGGUAAACCGAACGCAUACCCGCUGAUGGAUUUUGGAUAAAUGGCGGAUGGUCUAUAAAUGGCGAACGUGCCUGUAUGUGUGCGCGCUAUGCGUGGUCCUAUCAUCGAUCGCUGUUGAAGGUUAACAACAUUCACACCAUCCGGUGCACUAUGUGAAUGCACAAAUGUGAAAGGAUAUGACCACAGUUCGGUUUGAAGUGUAUGUGAAAUUAAAUGAAAUUAAAUCCAGUGAUUAGAUCUGUCGAAAUAUUUAAUCAUCUUUCACACAGAAAGAAACCGAGCAAGUACGCCGAAUGUAGUCUCCAGUUGAACCAAAGGUGCCUAGUGGACCGUAGUGUCUAACGUAUUGCAUAGUUUUAGGGGUUUUUUAGAAGAAACAAUAAGAUGGCUUUUUUUGCUAAAAGCGCCUUCGCUUCGUUUAAUUACGCGCAUUCAAAGAGCAAUUUUAUGUUUAUUUUUAUUUCAUGGAAUGAACGACAUCCUCCCUAUUUUUAAGUAUUAUCACACAAUAUUAAUGGUUGGUUCAAACGGAAAUAUUAUCAUCGAUUUAGUCAUUCAUGUUUCUCUAUCAUGCUUUUAAAUAAUACCGAUUAACAAGUCUUUAUUUUCAUGUUCCUUAAGUUACACGAGGUACACCACUUUAAUGCAGUGUUUAACGUACUUCACCAACCUGUGAUCAUUUAAUUGCUCUCGAAGACUUAACCACACCACCGUGCGUACCACGUGUGCCCAGCAUUAGAUGAAUGUGGUGGAGUCAUGCUUGGGAACUAUGCGCCCAUACUAAGCACCGGUAACAAUGAUGAGUGGUAGUGCUUCGGUGCUCCCGGUAGCCAUUAAGCCGGUAACAGUUUGUAAUAAUCGCUUUACAAAACAUCCUCCCGGCAAAACACAAUAGGACGCAGCGCUGGCAGAACUGGGUCGCCGUCGACACUUGAGCAGUUAACCGCAACCGGGUGGAAAAGGCGGGGGCCGAUCCACCACCGACGACAGUGCGCCCGGUGAAAACACGGGCAAGGAAACCGUUUAAGACCGGUUAAUGCCUGCUUCCAGUGGGGGCCAUAAUUACAAGUAAGUACAUUUAUUACUGGCGAUUCCGAAAUUAUACACAACGAAAUGCGCUCCGGGCUAACGCGGUGCGAUGAGGGAUAAGGUGUGAUGGUGGGCUUUUCAAAUGUCAUGAGAAUACGGGCGGGUUUAAAUGGGUGAACAUUAGACCGUCAUUUAGACGAUGUUCUUUUGGUGAGUUCGGCCCCAUUGAAGAAGGUAAGGUUGAGGAGUCUCCUUCUUGGAGACGGGUUGGGCGAACAGUUUGCAUCCAUUCUAAACGCCAACCAGGCAAGAAGUAACAUGCGUCCCAAAACGGCAAAUCAUUAGCUACGAUCAUGAAGUGGUUUUGUGUGUAGCGGUCAAAACUGUAACGAAAGUUCCUCCAUUAGAUGCCUGGUUGAAUGCUGGCAGGAUUGUGGAGAGAGGUGCAGCGAACGCGAGUGAUGCAAAAAUGUUCUACCAGCAAUUUAAAUUCGAGAACUCAGCUUCAUUACGCUAAUUAACACGAUAUGCGAAAGCGCCACACUUAAGGCAAUGAAAUGGGUUUGCCGAACUUUUACGAAUUGCGUGUUGCAAGUGUUUGCCGUUUCGGGAAACACAAUUUCCAAGCAGGAAAAUUCCUUCCGUUUGUACUUUUGCUGCUGCUGCUGCUCGUUGCUGUAACUGACGUUUUGCUACCAUUACAAAGUAGAGCAGUAGUGGCAACGGGAUGUUUGGUGUGGGCCCAAGAUUACUCUCCCGGGACAUGUGAGUGAAAGGCCCGAGGUGAAGGUUAGCAAAAAAUAAUAAACUAAAGCUUCAAACCCAUUACCAGCAAGGCAUAAUGGUGCAAAACCGGAAAAGUGAGAAAAGCUGCUGCUUGUUGAACUGCGACGAAAAAAAAACAGAAUGGAUUCCUCCCUAUAGUCGUUUCCAGUGCAACGGAUAGAAAGGAAUCGGUGUAUGGGAAAGAAAUUAAAACUGCUCCCUUGUUGGACGAACCAAACAGGCAUCAGUAUGUGCUUGUGAAAGGGUAAAGAAAAGAGAGAGAAAAAAAACAACACAUCCAAAGCGUAUAGAAAGGUAACAGAACAAUAACGACAAUGCUCGGCUACAAGCGCACACGAGCAAAUGUUCCAUUGUACGGACAAAAGCGUACCGUAGGCAAGGUGUUCCCGACUCCCAAAUGGAGGCCAAGGUGAGGGUUGAACCCGUGCUAGUCGUGUUUUUGUUUUCCUUCCCUAUUGUAAUGCCAACAUACACGAGCUGUAUGCGCAUUUUUAUGCCCAACCUGUAUGUGCACCCCUUUUGUUGCCUCCCAGCUCCCAAACGUAUGUACUUAACAAUGGGCAUUCUUUCGGUGCCUUCAUACCGACACCUGCCAACCUUACGAGGUGCAGGUCGAUUCUGCAUGGGGUCAUGUUACCUCCAAGCUCAGCAUUCAGUGCGGAGCUUUGAAUGGUUUUCGUCCGACAUGCGCUUGCAAUGCAGCCACAGUUAGCCAUCGUUUCACGUGAAUCCUUAAAAUGGCUCAUCUCGGCUGACGAUAAGACGCAUCCUGUUCUCCUACUCUAACCAAGUUGAACAGUAGUGUUGCAGAUUCGUGGCAUCCCUUUCCCGAGACAUGCAUUCUGUUUAUGCAAAGGCCCUACUUUUGGCUGAGCGAUGCAAAACGUUCCGUGCUGGGUUGUUGGAAAUAUUCUAGUUAUUACAUUUAAAACUGCACCCAUGCGCUCGUCCGAUGCAAAUUUCCAUUUUCACUCCGGUUAUGGCGACCACGCUAAACGGACCGUUACACAAAAAUGUCGAAAAAUGAACCCAAAAAAACAGAAAAGAAAAGGAAACAGAAACUCGUUUCUACAGGUACAGAGAGGUGGCCUUAGCUGCUAAGGUUGGUUGGAGCUUAGGCAUGUAGAGGCAUGGAGGAAUUCGCAGCAAAAACAAGAAAACAUAUGCAGUGGAAGCGGCAAGUUUUUGGUUAGUGUAGAAUGUUUUUUUUUUGUUAAUUUUGUGCACAAAUUAAACCGUUACACCGAAGCAAGUUGCUCGUUGGCAAUAAAGUGUUUAACUUGAUCUGCAUAUUAUGUUUUUUCCUUACCUGUGGAAAAAGUUUCUUACACCCCUGGAAGCAUGUUUAUGUUUUGAUGCAAUGAAUUUAUUCCGUAUAAAAAUCAUUUCACAAAAAUAAAAAGUUUCAUUUUUCUUGCAAACUGGCUCAAAAUCCUAAUUAUAACAUACCCCAUAAGGUAUCAUCACGCUCUGCUGAGCCGUUUUAACAAGCAGCUCGAAAGUUUAAUGCUGUACGAGUUUUAAAGCACUACAACUCUAACGAUUCGCAUUGAAAUUCAAAAUACAAUCCAUGAACAAAUGCGGUACAGAAAAGGAUAAAUAUUGACAUAAGAGUCAUCCGAUCGAAAUACAGUGAAAAGAGGAUUAAAGUAUUCAUGAAUCAUUCCUUCGGGCUGUGCGCCUAUUUGUGCAUGCAAGGGAAGCACGGGGAAAAGUAUCACACACACCACAGCAUCAGCGUUCGAGCAUAUUGACGGGAAAGAAAAUAAACCACGAAGCGCAGAAAACCAAAAACCAACCAGCUGAUGCGAAUACGGAAGCUCGCACACGACUGCUGUUGAAGCAUUUUAACUCACUAAUGCUAGUCGGGAAACCGACUUCUCUCUCUCGUCGAGCAUUUCGAGCGUUAAACUAAGUUCAAGGAUAAACAAACAAGGAAGGGCGACGAGUGAAAAAGUUUGUAGAUUGCUAAAUGUAUUUAUUUGAUGGAGACGCCCAGUACUUUGUGGCUUCGAUAUACAUAUUUAUUUGAUGGAGACGCCCAGUACUUUGUGGCUUCGAUAUAGGAAAGUGUUUAGUUUGUUGUUACGCAUCGCUUGAUAGUUCUUUUCCUUUUAAAAUUUAUUUUAUUCAAUUUUCAAAACAGAAUAGUAUGUUUUUUUGCGUUGCAAGUUGUAUAAUAUAAAAGAUUGUAGGAGUAUAAAAUUUUUUGUCCUCAUUCCUAUUAAAUGCUGAUUGAAUUUAUUCGCAAACGUAUAUCCAAUGUAAGAUAUGAUGUUUAUUCAUUUAAACCAAUGCUUAACAUAAAACGAAAGAAGUUUAUUUCUCUCGUUUAUAGCUUGGAACUAGCUUGGAACAAAAAAACAACAACUGACUGUUUCAACAAAAAUCUACAGAAAGGUGAAAGAUAAUAGAAAAAUUAAAGUUUUUCUUUGCAAGUUCGACCAUCUUUUCUACAGGCGCAAAUAUGUUUUUCAAUUUAGUUAAAGUGAAAAGGUUACUUUACAUUCGCGGAAAAGGUUGUUCGGUGCUUUAUUUCAUCGAAUCGAAAUGGUUUUCUUAGUGAAUUGGGUUUGCUGGUAUACUUUGUUUUUCAUCCAGUUAAUGUGAAAAGAAAACA
Molecule: messenger RNA, 5867 nt
Organism: Anopheles funestus (African malaria mosquito)
Lineage: Eukaryota; Metazoa; Arthropoda; Insecta; Diptera; Culicidae
Product: gustatory receptor for bitter taste 66a-like
Exons: 7
Coding region: 116-1432 (438 amino acids)
Biological process (GO): sensory perception of taste
Cellular component (GO): neuronal cell body; axon; membrane
Source: RefSeq, a predicted model, not a curated record